Messenger RNA from Salvia miltiorrhiza (redroot sage), 1600 nucleotides. RefSeq names its product UPF0496 protein At4g34320-like. The record is from RefSeq and is a predicted model, not a curated record. The transcript has 2 exons. Bases 350 to 1462 code for a protein of 370 amino acids. Lineage: Eukaryota; Viridiplantae; Streptophyta; Magnoliopsida; Lamiales; Lamiaceae.
GUGCAAGCUAUUUCUUGAUAAUCUCAUCCCACCUCCACCACCACUAUUUCUCCUCAUUCUCUUUAAGCUUCUCCUCAUCAAUCUUAAUAUCUCUCUCUAUAUAUAUAACAAUAACAUCGCUUUCUAAAUCUCUUGAAAACAACCACUAAAUUCUUUUCUCUUACUGUUUCUCCUAUUCACAACAUAUAUAUAUAUAUAUAUAUCGUCUACAUCCAUUCAAAAGGCCUGUCUUUUUUGAUCGACAUCUCGGUGAAUCAUUAAGUAAUGCUCUCACUGUUUUGCAUUCUUGAACUAUUCUAUUUCUGUGUUGGAUGUUGCUUAUAGAGCAAGCCAUUGAAGAUUGGAGAUCAUGGGAAGCCAUCUGAGCAAGAAGGGUGAUGAAGAAAGCUCAGGCAAGAAUCUGGGGUUCUCGAGAGAGCUGAACUCGUACGAGGCGGCCUGCAAAGUGGACGCCGAUCUGCAGGCGUUCGACACGUCUCUGCAAGCUCGCACAAGCAAUGUGAUCAGCUCUCUGGCCGCAGGAAUGGAGGUGAGAGCUGUAUCCUUCGAUUCACUGCGACAAGUGACGGAAUGCCUCCUCGACAUGAAUCAAGAAGUGGUGAAGGUCAUCCUAGAGUGCAAGAAAGAUAUUUGGAAGAAUCAAGAGCUGUUCGAUCUCGUGGAGGAUUACUUCGACAACAGCCUCAAAACCCUCGAUUUCUGCGCCGCCCUCGAGAAAUGCCUCAAGCGCGCCCGAGACAGCCAGCUGCUCAUCCUCCUCGCGCUCAAUCAGUUUGAAGAAGAAGACCAAGGCGGGGAAAUUAGGUAUUCCAAAACGUUGGAGGAAUUGAGGAAUUUCAAAGAUGCAGGGGAUCCCUUCACCGAUGAAUUUUUCCAGAUGUUCCAAUCUGUUUAUCAGCAGCAGACGCACAUGCUAGAGAAGCUGCAGAGCAAGAAGCAUAAACUGGACAAGAAGCUCAAGUACAUCCACUCAUGGAGGAAGCUUUCGAGCAUAAUAUUCGCAGCAACUUUCGCGGCCGUGCUGAUCUGCUCGGUGGUGGCAGCGGCGAUGGCGGCCCCGCCUGUGGCGGCCGCGUUGGCGGCGGCGACGUCGAUUCCGCUGUGGUCGAUGGGGAAGUGGAUAGACUCGGUGAUGAAAGGGUACGAGAGCGCAAUGAAGGGGCAGAAGGAGAUGGUGAACUGCAUGAGCGUGGGGACUUUUGUUACCAUUAAAGAUUUGGACAGCAUCCGCGUGCUGAUCGAUCGGUUGGAGAUGGAGAUGGAGUCGGUGAUGGGAGCGGCGGAGUUCGCGAUGAUGAACGAGGAGGCGGUGAGAGUUGGGAUCGAGGAGAUUAAGAAGAAGUUGGAUGUGUUCAUGAAGAAUGUUGAGGAGUUGGGGGCGCAGGCUGAUAACUGCAGCCGCGAUAUUAGGAAGGCGAGGACUGUGAUUCUGCAGCGGAUCAUCAAGCCGCCGCCGCAUUGAACAAUUCAUCGUCUCUUAUAUUUAUAUCUAUAUAUGUCUGUGUAAGCAUGUUGAACUACAGCUCUCGAUCGACCUUAAUUAAUUAUGUCUGCUUAGUAUUAGAGAUUGAAUAAAUGGAAUGUUGGUAAAGUUUAAUUA